This is a messenger RNA of Eriocheir sinensis (Chinese mitten crab), 7126 nucleotides long. RefSeq lists its product as uncharacterized. NCBI's taxonomy places the organism in Eukaryota, Metazoa, Arthropoda, Malacostraca, Decapoda, Varunidae. Gene Ontology annotation, cellular component: negative cofactor 2 complex; nucleus. Gene Ontology annotation, biological process: transcription by RNA polymerase II; negative regulation of transcription by RNA polymerase II; positive regulation of transcription by RNA polymerase II. The record is from RefSeq and is a predicted model, not a curated record. Bases 667 to 2001 code for a protein of 444 amino acids. Gene Ontology annotation, molecular function: protein heterodimerization activity; core promoter sequence-specific DNA binding; RNA polymerase II general transcription initiation factor activity. The transcript is spliced from 8 exons.
UAAAAUUUGACAAGAACGAUUAGUGCAGCAGUCUUUAGGGCCAAUGCGAUUAGACGAAUAAUAUGCGUUUUAAUAAAAACUCAUAGUAUCAUACAUAUAGUAGUGGGUUAAGUAUAAGAGUAUUUUUAGUAGUAUCUACAACCCUGUUAACCACAAUAAAAACUCAGACAAGGUCUUCCCAGUAAUCCCACACUCGGUGCAAGCAGCGCCGUGUUGUGGUGGAGGUGCUGGAAAAGUAGGACUCGAAAUAAGUGAAAGUGUAAACACACGCACGAGGAGGGUGAAGGUGAGGAGACACACCAGAUGAAAAUGUGAGGGAAUGUGAAGAGGCAGACCAUCACCAGGGUGAAGUGAGGAGGGCCGCUGAGGCACCCGUUGUGAAGGCUGACCCCAGGCCCUGCACCGCCACACUCACGCACGCGUCGCUGCCUUAUUUCGCCUCCUGCACCCCCGUGCCGCCCCGCCCCGCGCCCUGCCCCAUGCGCCGCCCCCGGGGCCGCCACGCCCUCCCCGCGGUGCCCCGGAACCGCCACUAGACCGCCCCUGGGUGUGGAGAUGAGCGGCGGCCGAGGCCCAGCAGGUGUCCCUCCCUCCCUCCUGCUCCCUGCCCUCACCUCUCCGGGCCGUGGCUGACCUGCGUGGCCGCCUGUGGGACCUCUUGGCGCCAUGCCGGGCAAGAAGAAGAAGUACAACGCCAGGUUCCCGCCGGCAAGAAUCAAGAAGAUAAUGCAGACCGAUGAGGAAGUGGGGAAGGUGGCGGCAGCGGUGCCUGUCAUUAUCUCUCGCGGGCUGGAGCUGUUUGUGAAGUCCCUCCUGAAACGUGCCGGUGAGGUGACUACUGCCCGGCAUGCCCGCACCCUCACUCCCGCCCACCUGAAGCAAUGCAUCAUGGCAGAGAAGCGCUUCGACUUCCUGCAGGAGCUUGUGUCGUCCAUAGCAGACAUUGGGCCAGAGGGGGAGGGGGAGCCAACCACCCCUGGCACCCCCCUCACUCCAUCCUUCCCCCCCUCCUCCACCUCCUCUUUCCCCCCGUCCACCACCCCUCUACGACACACUCCACCACCUCCUAAUCUCCUGCCCAUCAAUUUUGCAUCACCCCCACACACACUAGCAGAUGGUGAUAGUGGGGCGGAAGUACCGGUGGGGCGAGGCCGUGGCCGGGGCAGAGGCCGGGGACGGGGACGGGGCAGGGGGCGAGGGGGGCAGGCAGGGCAACAGCCGGCUGGACCCAAUUCUGCUCCAAAAGUUCCGAGGCCGAGAGGUCGGCCGAGGAAGGUUGUCGUAGCAGCAGCAGUGCCAGUGGAUGACUCAGAUGACCAGCAGGACUCGGAUGACCAGCUGUCUCUGGAUGUGGACACAGAUGAGGACAUGGCGUCAGACACAGAUGAGGAGGUGAUUGUCGCUGCGGAACACUCCAACAACAGCUCCUCAUCAGCAAGCACCUGGAAGCCCCCCCCAUCCUCUGCUGCUGCCUCCUCCUCCUCCCUUGUCACCCCUGCCGUCAUCCUCCCUGUUCCUCCGGUCAGCAAGGCCACACCGCCCCGGACGCCAGCCACACUGCCUUUCCAACAGUUUGGCGUCCCUGAGGUGAGUGGCAAGGUCGGGGCAUUCCAGAUAUCCAUUGGGAAGGAGUACAGUAUGGGGGUUGUGGGUGACAAGCCCCCUGCCCACACCACCACCACCACCUCCCCUGUCAACUCUACCACCACCACAACCACCAACAGUGCCCACAAGCCCAUCCCACCCCUGCACCCCAUCAAGGUCACCAUCCCCCACCUCCAGACUGCCCCCAAGGCUGCCACAACCCUAGCCAUGGCCCCCCACAGUCCCAUGACCCCAGGCAUGCGGCCCAUCUUUGGGGUGCCCGUGCCAGUCAUAACGUCGGUGCACGCCAUGAACAGCCGCCCGCCUUUCCCCAGUGCCAACACCAGCACCACUGCCUUCACUGCUGCUGCUGCUCCCUCUGCCAUGUCCGAGGUGGAUGAAGACUACGACUCAUAAAUACUCAAGGGUGUGCAUGGCUAGAUGGGUGGGUGUGAGUGUUGGUGCGGCUGUUUCUGGCUGUAGGUGUGGCUGUGAUUCAUCCUGGGUAUGUUCAGCAAUGUGUACGUGCUCUUCCAGGCAGUACUUAUGUUAGGGAAAAAUUACAGGGAGUUCUUGUGGGUUAAAAUUUCAUGCCUUUUUAGAAUACAAUGUAAAAACUCAACAAUUUUAUUUAUUAUCUCUUACAUUAUCCUGAACCAAAUUUCUUGGGUUAUCAUAUGUUCUUGUGAGAAAAAAUAAUGUGUACAUGAAAUACAACCCUUUCAUAAAACAAGAACUGUCUGUAAUCUGAAGAAUUUAACCAAGAUAUGAAAAUGAAAUGCUCUUAUAAGAAAAAUUAUCAAACUAUUUUGUCAUUUCACUUUGUCUUGGCUCAAUUACCAGAAUUUUUUUUCCCAGAAAUGAGUGUUGGCUGGAGGGGUGUGUAGAGACUGGCAAACACAGCCUACUGUCCAUUUUUUUGCUGUGCACUGCUUUACUUUGUUUUCAUUAUCGUCCUUACAUUUCAUUCUUUAAAGCCACAGUUUUUCUAUUGUGUCACCCUAAUGUGUUUCACAUUUCUACUAAUUAACAAAUUUUCUUAUUGAGUUUUGUUGCUGCCAUUACUCUGAUGCACAGCUUUCACCUUUAUUUACACUUCUAUCUCUACCGUAUGCACUCUUGUAAAGACAACUCGUCCAAGGUUUGACUGUUUGAUUGAGGAGUAAGUUUCAGCUCCUAGAAAAGUAAUAUCCAUUUGUCUGAAAAUUUGACUUAUACACGAGUACAUCUGGUAGUUGUAUUUUGGAUUGUGGAUUAUUAUUUCUUGAUGUUCCUUCCAUUGUUUGCCUCUGAACUACUGUUUAAACUCAGAUCCUGAGAUAUUCAGUUUCAGUAUCUUCCACUCAUGUGGUCUUGUUUCUUGUUCCUUCACAAUUAUGUUUCUAGUUGAGUUACCUCUUGAUAUUCAUCCCAUUGUUACCCGCCGAGAUCCUUGCUUGUUUUUUCUUUCUCAUGUGGUCUUGUACUUUGUUUCUGUUCUGCCACUCAUGGUCGUCCUCAUUGACUUGGCUCAUGUAAAGUACAAAUGCCUGUUGAUGUCAUUCAUACCUCUUGCAGCGCAACUCACUUUAUAUUGAGAGCUCAUCAGCAACAGUUUACUUAUUCCGAAAAUUUAUUCCGCCAACAAGACUGCCACUUGUCAUCUCUUAACUGGUAAGCCAAGAGAUGGCUCAGCAUUUGAGGAAUUAUUAUUUGCAACUAAAUUGAUGCUAAGCUUGGUUGCAGAGAAAGUACAACCGACAUGUACUUCAAAGGAAUAAUUCUUAACAUAGUCCUAUUUUCUAAUCAUUAUGUCUUUGGUUGGCAUCUGACCAUCAGAUGUGUUGAACUUUCAUUGAUAUUGGGAGUAUCUCCUCCAUUGCAGUAAGGGUUUGAUGUCACUCCCUAUAUUGAGGAACCACUUGGAAAACGGGCAGUUUUGUUGAGUAAAUUUCCCUUAAAAUAAUGAACUACAUCGCUGUUGGAGUUGUUCACUCUGAGGAGCCUGGCCUUGUGGCAGAUCUUUUACCGUGAUCCUCAGGCACCAUCUUGGCUUUGCUUGGCAUCUCAUUUAUCAAACAUGUCAUGUCUGUCACAGUUUAAACCAUCUUGAUAGGACAGUCCUUAGUCUAAUAUUCCUUUCACUAUUUUCAUGCAUGUCUCCUUUCAUUGUUCAUUUAUGUGCAGGCUGUAAUGCUUCUGUACACCGUAUAUACUUGUUUAAAAUCCCCCCUUCUGAAGGGUUAUGACAUAUUUGACAGAGGAAUAAAUGUAAUCAACCCCAAAAGUAGCAGCUAUGCAAAAGUGAACCCUCAAACUUGGCCUAAAUUUUUCUUAAAAAAAAGAAAAGGUCUUUUACACAAGUAUAUACAGUUUUCAAGGAGUCUCAGUCACCUACAGCACAUCCUUUUGCUGCACCACUUUUGUGAGUGUUACUUAACAUUAAGUUCAAGUGUGUGCUGUGAGUCUUCAAGGAAGAUGAUUCAGUUGUUGCCCAGGUGGAUGUGAGGGACUGAUGGACAGGCAGACCUAGCUUGCUUGUCUCAAGGGCAGAAGGAUGUGAUACAAAGCAGUAUUCGGGAGCACCAAUGCUAUCCAGUGAAGUUAUUGCAGUCACUGUCUGCUGCAACAAGUUUCUGGUGAUGGUUUUUGGAACCCAACAGUGCCUUCCUGAAGCAUGUGCUAGAUUGUGUGCAGAGAAAGGUGUGCCAGAACCAGGAGACACAUAGUGGAAGGUGUCCAGUCUGGUUCAAAAUGUGUUUGAACAUCCCUCAGUACUAAGGUUAUUAAUCUUUUGACAGUAUUUCCCCUGUGAUCAGUGCACAGAAUAAUAUUACUUUAGCUGUAAGUACUCUAGCAUGGAUCACACCUGCCUGUGUGCAUUUGUCUCACUUGCUGGACAAGGUCUUGUGAAGGUCGGCAAGUGGUCCAAAAGGGUAGGGCUCAUGCACUACAGACAGGUUGAAUUGAUGUGUUGUUCCACAGCUGGGUACACGUGGGACACCUGGUGCUUCAUCCCAAACAGCUAUGAUUUUAUUGUUUUUACUUGCCCUAAAACUUCCCAGCAAAGUGGAAGAUUGGGGCAAGGCAAGGCUGUGGGUUCCUUUUGUCUUCUUCCAUUUCUAUUUGAUAAGCCUAUGAUUUAGGGGCUGGAUAGGUAGUAUGUAUUUACUAAUAUCAAACUAUAUCCAACUAACUGAUUAUGUCUUAGGUGUACAGUUUGUGGUAAGCGUAGCAAUGAGCAAUAACCGCCAAACUCUGGUCUGGCGAUCAAAGCGAGCAUGAGCCAGUUCUUUGGCAAUAAACCUCCAGGAGUGUAGUCCUCACCCAAAGGGUAAAGAUAAGAAACAAACACAUGUCUGUCUUGUUAAGUUUGGCAGUGACUUAGUUCCAGCUCCAAUGUCCAACCCACAGGUCUGAUAACUACCCAAACCAAAAUAACUAGGCACUAGACUAUACAGAUUUCUUUGCCCAUUAUCCUCACUUCUCCGUAACCACCAAGUGUUUAACAAGGAACUUUUGUGUAGUCUUUGGUGCUGUGUAGAAAACAAUCUUGGAGUUGUUUGGUUUAAGCAGUUAUGAAGACAUUGUGUUGGAUUGUGGAUCUGGCUCGGUGAUGAGGUGCUGCUGCAGCCGCUGAUGCUGCCCCAAGCCAGCGAUCAAAUAUUUGUUGUAUUUGUAUGAAGAUGCCAAAGGUCAUAAUUUUCACAUAGUGCUGUUCACAUGUCGUCUGUCCUGUUUGUGUUCCCGUUGUAAAUGCAUAUCAGUAUGUUACACCGGACUGUAUUUUAUUUUAUUUUUUUAUUUUUUUGUGGCUGAACUUUUGGAGCUCAGGCAUGAUGACUGGAUGUUUGGCGGUUGGAUAAUGAUUGAAUGGAUGCACCAGACUUGGGAAAAACAAAUUUCCGGUGACGCUGGUGUUAUGUUUGGCCAAUGAAUUUAAGGUGCACUGAUGACCUGGACUGGUUCAUCACUGGUCCUGCUGGUCCAUGGUGAACACCUCUCCUGAUGAAGUUUGCACUCUUGUCCUCUGCUUUUCCCGAGUGGGUCCAUAGCCUCAGUUUUCGUGCAUCAACUCCUAGUAUAAGUGUUGAUUGUUCAACUUGUAUUAAGUACAAAAUAACCUUAACCUUCUGUUCUAGGGUGUAACGUAUUAGGUAGUGCAUCCAUUUGCCCGUGAUUCAUGUCUGUAACUGGCUCCAUGCACGUGUUGAUGGUAUAGUCUUCAGUGUACAUCAAAUGUAUUUAACCUUGUAGCACUUAAGUUUUGAGUCAUGACAAUUUUUAAGGGAAGAGAAGUUUUACAAUUAAUAUUGUAGCCAUAACUGAUAGGAUCAAUGGAUGCUUCUUAAGUCUUUUCCCAAAUGUUUAAUUUUUCACUGAUGCAGAGAUGGAUACAGAUGCAGACACAGGCCAUGGAUUAUUGACAAAUGGAUGCCCUGCCUAAUGGUGAGCACAGGUUUUCCAGUGACUCAUCCUGAGCAGGCAAAAUGUUGCUUGUAGAUGUUUACACAAGCAACAGUAAAACUAUUUGCAUGCCAGCAGGCCAAUGUUUAACCUCUUUUGUAUGUAUGUAUUUAUGACUACAGUUACAUUCGAGACCUGCGUUAUGAAGAAUAAUCAGUUGUCUUUUUUUUCUGGUACAAUUUCCCCUUGAUUUUGCACGCCCCAUUUCCCAGAUUUUGGAUUUGCUGGACAUUUCUUGAUAAUUAAAAUUCCACUAUGCCACCAUUUUCCACACACUAACCACAAUUCACUGGACAUCAGGCAGUCAUUGGCACAGCACUAAAUGUUUUUAUUUUUCACUUAACCCUGAGUGUGAGAACAGUGCAAUUUUUAUCACAUUCAUUCAUUGUAUUAUUUCAAGUAUUAUUUAUGGCCAGCAAAACAAGCAAACAUUAAAGGAAAGUAUACUUGUGAAUGUUGGUCAAAAACUUGAACUGAUUUAUGAGCUUGAGUGUACUUAGUACUGUACAGUUAAAUAUUAGGUUGAAAAUUUUCAUUUGGAAAAUUUAGAUUCUUGGGUUUCAUGGCCAGCCCUUCUCUCCUUUUACUCCGUGAAAUCAAGGGGAAUCUGUAAUCCCUGUUUCCCACCUCCUGCAGUCCCUCCCUUAAGUUCAGUCUUCAGUGUAGGUUACUGGAAACCUCUGAGUACUGACUGAUUGUUUAGCAUCAGGCCAGGCAUCCAUUUGUCUGUGUUGGCAUGCCACUGAAAUAUUUAACGUGAGAAGGCCGAGAAGCAUCUGUUUAUCAUGCCAGACUAUGAGAGCAAUUACACCACUUGUCCCUUUAAUAUCCCUCCUUCUCAACAGUUGAGUAAGUUGAGCUUAAAUACAAUUCAGUGCACACUAAAGCCUGUGCCAUGGACAUGAGGGAUGGAUCAAAGACAAGUGGAUGCCUGUCCUAAGAGGUCAACUGCUACAUACCUGGUGAUUAACUAACAUGUACUAAUUUAGUCACUGCAAAAAGAGAGGUGGAUAAGUGGUACAUUUCAAUAUUCCUAGAAUCACCAAAUGGUAUGUGAAAGUAUUUUAAUACCAUGCGAAUACAUUACUUGGAAUAA